Lottia gigantea (owl limpet) is the source of this 321-nucleotide messenger RNA. RefSeq lists its product as hypothetical. Bases 1 to 321 code for a protein of 106 amino acids. The transcript has 3 exons. Lineage: Eukaryota; Metazoa; Mollusca; Gastropoda; Lottiidae. The record is from RefSeq and is a predicted model, not a curated record.
AUGGGAGAAUGUAUCGGUCUGGCAAGAUGUAGUGUCAGUGUCAUUCCAGAUGAUGAUGAUUACACCACAGAUGAAGAUUUUGAUUCUGAAGAUGUUUCUUGGUCAUCUUUCCACAGCCAGUCGUGUACAACACGAAAGAAAGAUGGCGGAAGUAUACGAGUACGUUUUGACAUGAAACAUGAUGAAGACUUGUCGCUAAGUGGAUCGCCAGUCACUCAAGGGACAAUGUGUCCUUCACACCAAGCUGAUGGAAAACAACCAGAGUUUAAAAUAUUAUUAAAUAAUACACUUAAAGAUGGUAAAAGUUCAUCUACACAAUGA